Cariama cristata (Red-legged seriema) is the source of this 1567-nucleotide messenger RNA. It is a transcript of the gene WIF1, whose product is annotated as WNT inhibitory factor 1. Gene Ontology annotation, cellular component: cell surface; extracellular region. Gene Ontology annotation, biological process: anatomical structure development. Gene Ontology annotation, molecular function: signaling receptor binding. The coding region runs from base 46 to 846 and encodes 266 amino acids. The record is from RefSeq and is a predicted model, not a curated record. The transcript is spliced from 8 exons. Lineage: Eukaryota; Metazoa; Chordata; Aves; Cariamiformes; Cariamidae.
UACUUCUACGAGUUCCUGUCUUUGCGCUCUUUGGAUAAAGGCAUAAUGGCUGAUCCAACUAUAAAUAUCCCUCUGCUUGGAACAGUUCCUCAUAAAGCAUCAGUCAUUCAGGUUGGAUUUCCUUGCCUUGGAAAACAAGAUGGAGUCGCUGCAUUUGAAGUGAACGUGAUCAUAAUGAAUUCAGAAGGCAAUAUUAUUCUCCAGACCCCUCAGAACGCCAUCUUCUUUAAAACCUGUCAGCAAGCGGAGUGUCCAGGAGGAUGCAGAAACGGAGGGUUUUGCAAUGAAAGACAUGUCUGUGAAUGUCCAGAUGGAUUUUACGGGCCUCACUGUGAGAAAGCGCUGUGUGCUCCUCGCUGCAUGAACGGCGGGCUCUGCAUUACACCCGGCCUCUGCAUCUGCCCCCCGGGCUUCUACGGCAUCAACUGUGACAAAGCAAACUGUACAACAACCUGUUUCAAUGGAGGAACGUGUUUCUAUCUAGGAAAAUGCAUUUGUCCUUCGGGCUAUGAAGGAGACCAAUGUGAAAUUAGUAAAUGCCAUCAGCCCUGUCGAAAUGGAGGCAAAUGUACUGGUAAGAAUAAAUGCAAGUGCUCCAAAGGCUACCAGGGAGACCUCUGUUCAAAGCCUGUCUGCGAACCCGGCUGUGGUCUGUACGGCACCUGUGCGGAGCCCAACAAAUGCCAGUGCAAAGAAGGCUGGCACGGGAGACAUUGCAAUAAAAGGUACGGAGCCAGCGGUCUGAGCGCCCUGGGGCCAGCAGGCAGCAAGCACAGGCAGCACACGUCUUCACCGAAAAGGGCCAAGGAGAGGCAUGUUCCACCCGAAUCCAAUUAUAUCUGGUGAACUCCAACAUCUGAAACGGUUCGUGUUACACAAAGUUCAUAGCCUUCAUUAACCUCUCAUGGGUUGAAUGUUAAAAUGCUGUUCAUUACAGUUAAGAUUACCGGCUGGAAUUUUAUUAGCUUCAUUAUAAACCACUGAGCUGAUAUUUACUAUUCCUUUUAAGUUUUAUAAAUACUUCUAUAGCAUGAUUAUAUAGGCUUCUUCUUUCAGUGCUUUGGAUGGUGUUUUGUACUAUACUUCUGUUAUGUUUAAACUUCCUUUUUUGAUUAUAUAGCUGCAAAUAUUUUCCAAAAAUUAAGCAAGUAACAAUAUUCAAGCAGAAAAACCUCAUAGAUGCUACCCUGAAUCAUUUCAAUGACUACAGAUUCAAUUUGCCUAAGACAAAAGAAAGGUGCCUUUUACAUUUUUGCUAUUGUGUAUUUAGACUUUUCCCUCAGAGAAAUAAAUAAAAUAAAUAAGCUGCCUAACUUAAAAACUGAAUAACUCAAUUCAAUGUUUUUUUUGGCCUUACAGUUUUGCAAAGUACUGUGUAUUAAAAAUACACUGCAGUGGUGCCAUUUAACCAACGUAAUAUAUUGUAAACAAAGUAGAACUGUAACGUGUGAACUUUCUGCAUCAGCUUGAAGCAAUAUAAUAUAUUGUAAACAAAACAGCUCUUAUGUAAUAAACUUUUUAUACUGACAGUUAUGUAUAAAAUAAAGAUGCUGCUUUAGUUUUUCGA